AGUCAACUUGGCAACAUUGUAACGAUUAAGCCGAGUACACAAGGAGUUCGUAGGCGCGUUUGACGAAACGUUUGGAAAACUUGACUUAGCGCCUUUGAAAUUGAGUAUUGAGUUUAAACAUAUGAGGGACAAUUUCGACAACAGAGGUCUAACUUAAUCUAAUGCACUGAAGAUGCCAGCUUUUUUCUUUCCCUACAAAAUCUCGUCUGCAAAGGCAAAGUUGUCUAUUUAUUUUUAGCGGUGACCAGGGUGUUUUGUCAUGGAAUGUCGGUGACGGAAAUCGAAUUUUUGUCGUUCCAAGACUUUCACGCGGUUCAGAAGAUUCUUUUCAAGACAUGUGUAAAACGGUAUAAUGAUACCUACCGUGUAAGCAGACCUUUAUUUAUGUACCUAACCUCAAAUUUAUCGGAAUGAUUAGAAAUUGUGCAAAAACUUUAAUAACACGAUGUAGUCGUUACAAGAAGUUGCAAUGCUACCUAUCAACAGACAUCCCACAACCACCGGUCGCGGAGGCUGUUACGGAAAAGCGCGGUUUUGCCAAGGCGUACGAAAAGUUCGACACAUUGCUGGACGAUACCAAAUCGGAGUCUGCGACAUUUCAGUCUUUGCUACGUAAUUCCAAGUUUAUAGAUCUGGGAGAUCCGGAAGGUAAAGUCGUACAAGGUCGAAUUUAUCACAUAGUCGAAGAUGACCUGUACAUAGAUUUCGGAUGGAAAUUUCACUGCGUGUGCGCGAGGCCCAAGAAGCAUGCAAGUAACUACGUUCGAGGGGCAAAAGUACGGUUACGGAUCAACAGCUUGGAGUUGUCAUCCAAAUUUUUAGGAUUCGAUAAGGAUCUCACACUGUUGGAGGCAGAUUGUGCACUUCUAGGUCUAAUUCAGGAUCCAAAUACUUAGAAUUUGUUAAUUUUUAUUAUAAUCUCUUAGAAUAUUAGCACCUUAGAUUAUAUGCGUUUUAAUCAAAAUAUACACUUUGUAAAA
Photinus pyralis (common eastern firefly) is the source of this 980-nucleotide messenger RNA. It is a transcript of the gene mRpS28, whose product is annotated as 28S ribosomal protein S28, mitochondrial. Gene Ontology annotation, cellular component: mitochondrial small ribosomal subunit. NCBI's taxonomy places the organism in Eukaryota, Metazoa, Arthropoda, Insecta, Coleoptera, Lampyridae. The transcript has 3 exons. The coding region runs from base 411 to 896 and encodes 161 amino acids. The record is from RefSeq and is a predicted model, not a curated record.